Molecule: messenger RNA, 1441 nt
Organism: Amaranthus tricolor (Joseph's coat)
Lineage: Eukaryota; Viridiplantae; Streptophyta; Magnoliopsida; Caryophyllales; Amaranthaceae
Product: 50S ribosomal protein L4, chloroplastic
Exons: 2
Coding region: 272-1159 (295 amino acids)
Biological process (GO): translation
Cellular component (GO): ribosome
Molecular function (GO): structural constituent of ribosome
Source: RefSeq, a predicted model, not a curated record
ACCGGCUUAAAAAAUAGGCUGAAAAAAAAAUAAUACCCCUAAACACAGAUAAACUUUAAAAUAUUUAAACCCAUAAGUAAAUUUUUUAGUCACUUCUCAAUCCGCUAACUACCCAAGCCCCCGCUUGAAGGAGUUCUACUAGACAAGCAUAUCGAAAAGGAAAAUCCAGUCCCCUCUCUCGCUCUCUCUCUCUCAGUAUCUAUAUACAACGGAUAAGCUAAGGUGGAACCAUUUUCCUCCCUCCAAAAACCGCACUUCUGAAUCAACAACAAUGGCAACUUUAUCUUCAUCUUCACUUUCCAUCUCUUUUUUCUCGUCCUCCAUAUUCACUUCUAAACCUCAAAUUUCAUCUAAAACCCACCUCAAAUUCCCAUCUUCUUCUCUUUCCCAGUACCCAAUUUCUCUUUCCAUCAAAUCCGAACUCGCAACUCUCCCAAUCCUCAACUUUUCCGGUGAAAAAACAGGUGAAACUUACCUUAAUCUGAAAACUGCACCACCCGACACGGCCCGUGCAGUUGUACACCGUGCAUUAAUUACCCACCUCCAAAACAAACGCCGUGGCACGGCUUCAACUUUAACCCGUGCGGAAGUCCGUGGUGGUGGAAGAAAACCAUACCCACAAAAGAAAACUGGUCGGGCUCGACGUGGGUCACAACGUUCUCCUCUUAGGCCUGGUGGUGGGGUUGUAUUUGGGCCAAAGCCUAGAGAUUGGUCCAUUAAGAUGAAUAAGAAGGAAAAAAGACUUGCACUUUCUACUGCGAUUGCUAGUGGUGUUGAAAACUUGAUUGUUGUGGAGGAAUUUGGUGAGAAUUUCCAGAAGCCAAGAACGAAGGAUUUUAUUAGUGCAAUGGAAAGGUGGGGUGUUGAUCCAUCGGAGAAAUCAACGUUUUUGAUGAUAGAAUUGGAAGAAAAUGUGGAGAAAUCUGGGAGGAAUAUUGGGAGUUUGAAGAUGUUAACUCCAAGGAGUUUGAAUUUGUUUGAUAUUUUGGGGGCUGAGAAAUUGGUUUUUACUACUAAAGCUGUGGAUUUUUUGAAUCAGAGGUAUGGGGUUGAUUCUGUGGAUGAUGAUGAGGAUGAGGAUGACAAUGAAGAGGAGGAGGAAGAACAAGGACAAGAAAAUGAUGGUGAGGAAGACGGCACUCCUGAAGCAACCGAGUAGAUAAGCAGGCUGUUUGUUUUAGCUCAGACGAUCAUUAACCGUAUAAAUCCAACAGGUCCCGACUUAUUAGUACAUGCUGCAAGCGCAUAGAUUUUGGUACACGCAUUUUGCUUUCUUGGUUUAUUUCAUGAAUUCAUUCAUUGUAUACGAUUUUUAUCUGUUUGUAACGGAGAAAUAUGUAUUUGUGUUUGUUCAUGUCGAGCACUAGUGACUAGUGAGCUCCAUCCAGUGUAUACAAUGUUGAUCAUUAAUAGAGGAAUAUGUAUGUUUUGCUUGUUGCUA